Messenger RNA from Achroia grisella, 2046 nucleotides. RefSeq lists its product as uncharacterized. Bases 1068 to 1841 code for a protein of 257 amino acids. NCBI's taxonomy places the organism in Eukaryota, Metazoa, Arthropoda, Insecta, Lepidoptera, Pyralidae. The record is from RefSeq and is a predicted model, not a curated record. The transcript is spliced from 2 exons.
UCCCUUAUUUUUCAAAGUUUUUAUUUUUUAAUGCAUAGGUCUUAGUUUUGUUCAUAUGUUCCUAAAACACUCGAAAAUACAUUUUUAUAUAAUUUGGAGAACGAUAACCCGUGCCGACUUGCAUCGAAACAUGUUCAUACAAGUAAUGCCGAACUAGUGGCGUGCACCCAUCGUAUUUGCCAUUUGUUCACAGUAACUCUCGUCAUUAACAUAUUGUUUUUAUGUUUAAAAAAAUGGCAGUGGAAUUAAAAAGCAAUAAAAAAAGUAUUUUCUUAGUUGGUGACGUGAACCAUCAAAUUACUGGAGCAAAGUUACCGUCUACCGUCGUCACGUUCUUGCAGUCCUCUUUUUUAACAUUCGCGAAGUUAAAUUGACUAUUAAUGUAAGCGCAAAUCUUGCCGUUCGAGAGUGUAUUAUAUUCUGGGAAAAAGCUAGAAUCCCUACCAGACCUGUACAAAACUGUGUAAAAAAACUCGUCGAUCUUCAUCGUGCUUGGAGAGUUACAAAAAAAUUCAAAAAAAAAAACGCCAGCUGUUUACAAGCGCCGUGAGGAAGGACUUUCAAAAUAAUUUAGAUAAUUUAUUCGAUAUAGCACACGCAAAUGCUUUGGACUGGAUAAAAAUAGAAGAAGAUAAAAUAUUUUUACAAAGAGAACCAGGGCGUCUAGGAUGUUUAGCGGGAGUAGAUAAAAAGUUAGCCGAGAAAGAAAAAAGAAUAAGAUAGAGAAAAUUAAAAGAAGAGAAAAAAAGACAAGAUGUUCCAAAAGUUUAUCGUCAUCUUUAACUACACAAGAUUUUAUAGAAACGCAAGAAAAUCCCAAUCCCAAUACCAGCUCUGACGAAAGCCUGAACGAACCCUUGCCAUCAACAUCUCAAAUGGUAAGUUCUGUAACUACUUCAAAAAGAGGAAGGAAAGAUUUCGUCACUCCUAAGUUAGUUGCCACUUUAGAUAGAUGUCAAUUAGCAUAAGGGACUCUGUUUUUAAAAAUACUUCAGGCUGUAGUAGAAGCCCUAGAUCUCAGCUGUGAUGAGUUCCCGAUAAAUAAAUCGUCAAAGAAAAAUAUUAAAAUGAGACUUUCUGGAGCAAUGCAUCAAGCUAGGUGGAUGGCUAGAACCAUUUACUCUUUGAAAAUAUGUUUGUUGCAAUCUCAAUUCAAAAUUAGCGCCAAGGAUAAAAGAGCCCUUCAAGAUAUUUGUUUAUUCAUUGCAGUUAUAUAUGUAAAACCAUGGAUUGGAUGUAGUCUGACAGUCAAGGCCCCAAAUCAAACUUUGCGCUUUUUAAAAAGUCUUAAGGAAUAUGAAACUGUUAAUAAAGAGAUCUCCAAAGCUGCCCUGAGCAAGUUUAGUCAACAUCUUUGGUACUUGUCAGAAGAAAUAGCUGUUUUAUCACUCUUUGAUGAUGAAGUAGAUGAACAAACUAAGACGAAUAUUGUAGCGAACUUACAAAGAGAUAGUUUGUAUGAUUCUGUAAAAAGAUACAUUCCAUCGAAAGAAGAUAUGUCUGAUUAUUUGUAUGGAAAAUCAUUAAAUGAUUUUGUGUCUGUCAAGAGCACAAAUUUAUUUGUUCGUUUAAAUAUGGAUACAGACUUCUUAAAGAAAACCGUUUCUGCAUGGGACGAAGAUGUAACCUAUUUACAGGCUAAAACAAGAGUUCUUUCUUUAAGGGCCGUGAAUGAUACAGCUAAAAGAGCUGUAAAACUUAUGCAAGAUUUCCAUGGCUUAGUCACUGCAAAAGAAUAUCAAAAACAGUUUUUGCUGCGUACAAGAGUUUUCUGUGUACAAGAGCAUAGAAAUCUGUAUCCAGACUGUAAAAAAGAGAUCCUUAAAAGAAAAUAUUUGUGAUGUUCAUUUGAUUAAUAAAUACUAUAUUCUAACUUUCUCUUUGAUUAUUAUUAUUAAACAUUUUAUUUCAUUUUAUUACACAUAUACAAAGAUAAGCGUUAAAGACAACGAUUUUUAAAAUCUUCAAGGCUCUGUCGGUACGGGUUAAUGUUGACAUAUAAAGAUAAAAUUUUGUAUUUGAUUAAGUUUAGGUAGUUUAAAAAGA